CGAUAGAAGCAGCAAAAACAUAGUCUCACACAAGCGCUUGAUUUCACCUCAGCUGAAACUCAUAAGUGCUUUUACAUAUUUAACUUCAUUACUGUGCUAUUUUGAGGGCUUACGAACAAAAUAGACGACUUAAUACACCAAAGAAAUUCUCAUCUCUGAGCUGGGAUCGGCUGUGCCCUCAUCAAGCUUACCUGAGGGCCUCCCGGUGUCCAGUUUGGCCCUUCUGAUCCUGGUGCUCAUUCCCUGCGUCCUUCUGCUCCUGCUGCUCAACUGCCUGUUCGUGGGAUACAAGCUGUUCCGCAUGGCCCAGAGGAAGAGGGACCGCUUCGGGUCGGAAAUCUCGCUCAUGCACUCGUCGUUUUCCACCCGCCAGAGAAUCACCCGCUUCUCUGAUGAGCCUCUGUUCGCUCCAAACAGAAAGACCAACUACGUCUCGGUCUCGGAGCCGAUGCUGGCGCCUCCCAUAACCUCGUCCCUGACCUCCUCAGCGGAGAGAAGGGCCACCGGGCAGCGCGCCAGGUUUAUUCGCCCGAAUAGGGCCACUUACGCCGGGUCCGAGUCUCUGCGUGUGCCGAACGUGAGGACGAGCGCCCCGGUUCUGCUGCAGUCCAGUGAUUCGGACACGGAGCGGGUCAACACGGUGCCACCGAACUCACCAGCACUGCAUGUGACUCCCAAUGGGUUCUCAAUGCGGAUGACUUCCAUGCGAAGCAGCACCAUGGAGCUGGAGAGCGCUCCUCCGGAUAAGAUCCAUGUGGAAUGCGAGUCUGCCAGCAUCAUCCAGUUGGAGAACUUCUGCUAUGUGGCGUCAUCAAGCCCCUCGGCUAGGGGUUCAGGACUGGACAGUGACUUUGGAGCCAGUGCAGGUGUAUCUCUGCGUAUCCUUUCUAUGGACAGUGAUGGUUUCCCGGGCUCUGCCUGGGCGUCCGUUCUGGAAUGGGAUUACUACGACCCAAGUUACGUCACUCAGAACCACGUCCCAAAGCACAGACCUCACGCACCCCCCAUCACUACCAAACAGUACUGGGUCUAGAGCCCGAGCUGCAUAGGGAGAGCCUGAUGAACACCAGAACAAGACUCGAUUCAGCCAUUCUCAUUCUAGAACUUCAGUUGAGCCGAGUCUAGAUUUCUGUCUGGGUUUAGUGCACU
Sinocyclocheilus anshuiensis is the source of this 1149-nucleotide messenger RNA. RefSeq lists its product as uncharacterized. Lineage: Eukaryota; Metazoa; Chordata; Actinopteri; Cypriniformes; Cyprinidae. The record is from RefSeq and is a predicted model, not a curated record. The transcript is spliced from 5 exons. Bases 302 to 1033 code for a protein of 243 amino acids.